CUCGCAUUGAAUCUGUUAACGGCCACUUAAUGUUAAACGAAGGGGAGCUCGAAGUAAUUAAAACCAGGCGCCAAGGGGGGAUUGUUGACUGCAUUCCACGACCACCAGACCUUCUCUGUCCAGAAGUUUUACAUGAAAAAUGCCAAAUAAUUUUGGCUGUGAGCUGCCAAUAUGGCUUGGUGACUUCUCAUUUACAGCAGUUUUAUUUGCAGGUGACAGUUGGAGUUUAUGAUCCAUGUAACUUAUCCCAGUAUCCUGGAUGGCCACUGAGAAAUUUCCUAAUCCUGACAGCCCACAAAUGGGGCAGCAUUCUCCAGUCAGUUGAAGUGCUCUGCUUCAGAGACAGAACCAUGCAGGGGGUGAGAGACAUAACACACAGCAUUAUCUUUGAAAUAAAACUUCCAGAGAGAGCCCUUGGCCCAGAUUGUCCAAAAGCUGUUGGAUGGGAGAAAAACCAAAAGGGAGGUAUGGGUCCAAGGAUGGUGAAUCUCAGUGAAUGCAUGGAUCCAAAAAGGUUAGCAGAGUCAUCUGUGGAUCUUAAUUUGAAAUUGAUGUGCUGGCGGUUGGUGCCCACUCUGGAUCUGGAAAAAAUUGUGUCUGCCAAGUGUCUGCUGCUAGGAGCUGGUACACUGGGUUGUAGUGUUGCAAGGACCUUGAUGGGCUGGGGAGUCAGGAAGAUUACAUUUGUGGACAAUGCAAAGAUCUCCUACUCCAACCCUGUGCGACAGCCACUGUAUGAGUUUGAAGACUGUCUUAGUGGCGGGAAGCCUAAAGCACUUGCAGCAGCAGACAGGCUACAGAAAAUCUUCCCAGGAGUGAGUUCAGAAGGCUAUAACAUGAGUAUCCCUAUGCCAGGCCACCCAGUGAAUUUUUCUGAAGUAACCAUGGCACAGGCUCGGAAGGAUGUGGCUAAACUUGAGGAGCUUAUUGAUGCUCAUGAUGUUGUUUUCCUACUGAUGGACACUAGAGAGAGUCGAUGGCUUCCUGCUGUCAUUGCAGCCAGCAAGAGGAAGUUGGUCAUCAAUGCUGCGCUGGGUUUUGACACAUUUGUUGUUAUGAGACACGGACUAAAGAAACCCAAACAGCAAGACUCUGGUGAUUCAUGUUUCAACAAUGCCUCUAGUUCUUCUGAUCUUUUGGGAUCAUCGCUCUUUUCAAAUAUCCCUGGUUAUAAACUGGGCUGCUACUUCUGCAACGAUGUUGUGGCACCAGGGGAUUCCACCAGGGAUCGGACCUUGGACCAGCAGUGCACGGUCAGUCGACCUGGACUAGCCAUGGUAGCUGGAGCACUUGCAGUGGAAUUAAUGGUUUCAGUUUUACAGCAUCCAGAAGGUGGUUAUGCUGUGGCCAGCAGUAGUGAUGAUAGAAUGAAUGAGCCACCUACUUCUCUUGGACUUGUUCCUCAUCAGAUCCGUGGGUUUUUAUCAAGGUUUGAUAAUGUUCUUCCAGUCAGCCUGGCAUUUGAUAAGUGCACAGCCUGUUCAGCCAAAGUACUUGACCAGUACGAACGAGAAGGGUUUAAUUUCCUAGCUAAAGUUUUUAAUUCUUCACAUUCCUUCUUAGAAGACUUGACAGGUCUGACUUUAUUACACCAGGAGACACAGGCUGCUGAGAUCUGGGACAUGAGUGAUGAUGAAACAAUCUGAAGAGCAGCUGAAGAAGGUGGAAGACAACUUACUUUGGACUGCAGCGCUGCCUUUUAUCUGUGAUUUGACAAGUUAAUGAUUGCUUACCCACUCUGACUGCUACAAAUACAAAUAUAAUCCACAUUUUGAAGUUAAGAACUUCACCUUAAGAGCAGUCUGUUAUGGAUUGAACUCUCCACCUUUUCAUUUUCAUUAUGUAAAUAACUGAAGCAAUGUGGUCGUGUUUAAGCCUUGUCCCCAAGUUUAUAAAUAUGGCUUACAUAUAAAAUAUGCUGCUUAAGUAAACUUUGGUGUUUUAUUUUUCCCAGUUUUUAUUUUGCUUGUCAAUGGGCAUGUCCAAGCAGCAUGUCUUUUUUCAUCUUUCCCAGAUUUGUGCCCCUUUAGUUGGAACUUAUUGUUAAGAUUGAGAAUAUUCUGCUGUUGGGAGUUAAACUGCAUCUUUAAAGGAGAGCAGCAGUGGGUAAGAACCUACAC
Molecule: messenger RNA, 2120 nt
Organism: Merops nubicus (carmine bee-eater)
Lineage: Eukaryota; Metazoa; Chordata; Aves; Coraciiformes; Meropidae
Product: ubiquitin-like modifier-activating enzyme ATG7
Exons: 13
Biological process (GO): autophagosome assembly; protein modification by small protein conjugation; autophagy of mitochondrion
Cellular component (GO): phagophore assembly site; cytoplasm
Molecular function (GO): Atg12 activating enzyme activity; Atg8 activating enzyme activity
Source: RefSeq, a predicted model, not a curated record